UUUAUCAAUAUUCCAAACUCCGCCCAGGCAGUGUGACGUUUCAAGGAGAAUGUCUUCAAUUCCUUAGUUCCAGACAUGGCAGCGCUGAGAGAGGAGCAUCGAUACGGGCUCUCCUGCGGAAAAAUUAAUAAAAUCACCCCGAAUAAAACACUUUACCACGUCAAGCUCACCGACACCGCAAUCAGGGCGCUCGAGGCAUAUCAGAAUCUCAAGGGGUCGUUACCAAAUCAGCCUGUUAUCUGCUUCAAGGGGAACCAAGGGUAUAUCAAGAUCCCAGCUCCUUCCUCGGACUCCCCCGGCGCUCUGCGAUUGUUCUCUUUCUACCUGUCCAGUGAUAGCAAAGAUAAACCUCAGGCCAGCUUUGACUGCAUCCACCAGUAUGUCACUGGCUUGGGUCGAGAGCAGCUGGAAAGCCAGGGCAGUAUUCAGGAUAAGAUCACCGUGUGUGCCACUGAUGACUCCUACCAGAUGACCCGGGAGCGGAUGUCCCAGGUGGAGAAGGAGACGUGGAGCCGGGCAGCUAUAGAAAUCAAGCCUGGAUCGACCUAUCGAAGUAAAUGUUUUAAAGUUCAGAAGAGGCACGGCCCAGCUCCUGUGUCGGACAGCUUUCCUUUCCGUAAACACUCUCCUCCGAAUCCCACGCUGGCUGUGAAGAGGAGCAGCACCUCCAGUAUUGUCCUGCAGAGACCUCUCCGGGACCGCAUCAUUCACCUGCUGGCCUUAAAGCCAUACAGGAAACCGGAGCUGAUCCUGUGGCUGGAAAGGGAAAAAGCCAACCCGAAGGACAAAGCCGACCUGGCCCUUGUGUUAGAUGCAGUUGCAAAGGUAAACUCUAAGGAGAACAGCUACACUCUAAAAGAUGAGUACUAUAGGCAUGUGCAGAAGGAUUGGCCUGGCUACACUGAAGAGGAAAAGCAGCUUCUCCACAGGCUUCUAAUGAGGAAGCUGCAGCCAACGAACAUAAACCAACCCAGGAGUUUCCAGUCAAAGCAGCCAUUCCACAAGUCCUCUGGGGAUUCUCCUUCACACUUCAGCCCUAUCAAGAAUCCUGCCGUGAAACGCCCAGUGCCUUCAGAGCCCUCGGAGAGUCUUGCAAACAAGAAACAGAAAGUAUUGGAUCAGAACUUGCAUCAGCAGCCAAUCCCAAAUGGACUUCGCACGCCUCCAGCUGCACACAGUACUACUGCCACAGUGAACUCCAGUCUACAUGUAAGAACGGAAUUUCAAAGGACAAGCAAUGUUUCGGAGAGCCAGAACGGCUUCCUCCCACAGCACAGCUACGGGGAUUCCAGCGUCACAAACAAACCAGGCCAGGAGUUCCGGGACCUCAAGCCAGCACAGUUGAACUCUUUACGGACCGAGUACUCCCUCAAAGAGGACGAGCAGCUCUCUGGAAGCCAGCACAAAAAGAAGAAGUCCAAAAAGCAUAAAGAGAAGGAAAGGGAGAGGUUGAAAGAGGAGGGGGGGGAGAAUGCGUGGCCUGAAAGAAGCCCUGAUCUCAAGCACAAUCAGGAGAAUCUCAAAGAAUGUACAAAUACACCCAUCACUCCCACCACCACAGCAGGAAUACCUGACUAUUUAUUAAAAUAUAACACAAUAACAACUCCAGAACAGCGUCAGAACUACAAAGAAGACUUUUGCGAUGAGUACGACGAAUACAGGGACCUCCAUGCGAGGAUAGGGAGUGUGACUGAGCAGUUUGUACAGCUGGGAUCCAAAAUAAAGACGCUAUCCCCGGGGACACAGGAAUACAAGGUUAUUGAAGACCAAAUAUUUGGGGAAUACAGGAAAUAUAAGAAGAAGUGUCCUGGCUAUCGGGAAGAGAAGAAGCGAUGCAGGUAUUUGCAUCAGAAGCUGUCGCACAUCAAGAGCCUAAUACUUGACUAUGACAAAAAACACAUGCCUUUGUAGUUCCCAUCACCAGCAUCUGAAAUGGACCAAAACACUGCUCCGGGAUACCUGACUACUGUGACUUCUUCUGUACUACAUGGGGGGGAAAAACAAUACAUGUGCAUUUUAACUACAUUUUAUUUUCUGGAAGUUGCUCUUUAAGGAAUGCUAAGACCACUGACUUGUGAUCUAUACAAUUUUUUUGUCUAGGGCUCAGCUGGAAUCCAGUUUAUUGAUAAAAAGAGGAUAUUAUUAUUAUUAUUAUUAUUAUUAUUAUUAUUAUUAUUAUUAUUAUUAUUAUUAUUAUUAUUAUUAUUAUUAUUAUUAUUAUUGUUAUUAUUAGUGUGUGUGUUUUUCUUCAUGUAAGUAAUGUACAUUUCAAGCAACAUCUCCAAUGUGAGGCGUAACUGUUGGUGUUCUGUGCAGGACUGGCAUAUUUCAUGGUGCGCUUUUAGACACUGCAAGAGAGCUAGACAUUAAACCCAACCCCACAAACCGAUUUCACCAAACGCUUUCAACUGAAAAGGGCAGUGCCUUGGUUGAUCUGUAUUUCACAAGGGAGGUCCUCGCCACAAUUUCCAUUUUGAAUAACGUAUGUUACUGCACACCGUGGCCCUGCCAUUAACUCUAUAACAAGCAGAGUACUGAUAUCUCUUUUCGGAGUAAAGCGCAGUUCACCACUGUAACAUGAUGAAACAGUGUUGAUCAGAUAAGCUUGUAUCCCAGCAUCCUCGAUUUCAAAGUGGUAUACAGAAGACAGGGAGAUGAAUGGUAAUGUGAAAGGGAACCUCCUGUAAUAGUCAUUAUGCCUUAAAGUGCCAGCGCUGACUGGGUCUGUUUGUGCCUGGACUGCAGUGCUGGGUGUGCAGCAUCUCUGUGACGUGGGGAAUUCAUCCAGGCCCUGCUUCCUGGACAGGCUGGACAUUGUGUGUUUUUAAUGCCAUUCCUGCUUUUUUUUUUUUUUUAAAGUGAAUGAUUUUAAAGUUAACCCUUUAUUUUGUUUUGUAACUCGAGCUCUCCAGACAAGACUAGAUGCUGAAGUAUUUUUUAUUUCAUGUUUCUGAUUCAUGGUAACAAACAGGCUUUGCCCAAGCUGUUCAUAACAUUGUUUUGAAUUGAAAAGUAACUCCGAUCUGAAGGCAUCGAAUUUUAAAACUUUAGCAGCAAAAUAAAAAAAAAUAAAAAAAAUAAAAUCAUUACACUGGAAAAUAUGGAAAGGCUGAGCUAGCAACAGGGCAUUGCUCCAGGGAUAGGCACUCUGAUUAUUUUGAAAAAGGGCAGAAACUGGGUGUUUUUCUUCUGCAUCUGCUGAUCCUGACACUUAUUGUAUUAAUACAGCACCCUGAUCAAAAUGACAAUGCAGCAUUAAAAUAAACAGGGACAUAUUACUAGUGUACCGGGCGGUGGCAAAUAGCAGAGACACACAAUUCUAGACUCUUCAAACUGCAGUAUAUUUUGGAAUAAAAACCUGGGACCGCCGUAGGUUGGAGGGAGUGAUAUAUUUAUUUUAUUUAUUUUGUCCAAAUUAUUAAUGUUCUGGUUAGUAUUUCAAGUAUUUGCUUAAUUUCCUUGUGCUUAUUGAAGGGUUUUUGAGAUUGUGCAAUAGCAGCUUCCUUGCAAUGAAGUGCACACAUGAACCCUGGGUUUAAAUGACAGCAUGGGUUCACUUUUAAUGAUGCAGCUUGCAAUAUAUAGGUGCCUAUCUGAGGGGGGCUCCAGAUCAAAUUUUUUUGCAGAUCAAUUUGCAGGCGUGACAAAGGAACAGCGUUGUAUCUAGUGUGACACCACAUUUUCUCAAUGCAAAGGGAUUUCAUUUUUAAAGUGGUUUACUUUUAAAGAAAUGUGUUUUGGAUAAAUUAUAUAAUGAAAAACUUUUUUUUUUCUUUGCCAGAGAAACAUUGCAAAAUAUUUAAUUAAAAAUAAAUGCAAAAAACGAUUUACAUUAUCUAGUGUUGUUACAUAAUAAUAAUAAUAAUAAUAAUAAUAAUAAUAAUAAAGGUUUUAUCACCAAAAGUCUUCAUCUGUAUGCCAGGUGUAUUAAUGCAUUUUAUUUGCUGUUGUGAAAAAAGAUUGGAUUUGGUGCUGUAUUCUGUCACUGCAUUUGUUUUUGUUGCUGUUGUCUGUUUGUCAGAAGAAACAUCUGUGUAAGAAAUCGUCAUUGCUUCUUUCUCUUUUGCACAAUUGGAUCUGUCUUCUUCAAGGCAGAUGGGAGAUCUAUUAGCUCCGAGGUGAGAGGGAAAUGGGACAUAUCUAUUGAUUGCAGUUUUCUUGUUUUAAGGGCGUGUACCACCUUUUACUCUUCCUUCAAGAAAUUAAAAAACAUAAAAAAAAGCUACAAAGACUAUUUCAUGUUUCUGUAAAAAUAAAUCGUUAUUUUGA
Molecule: messenger RNA, 4269 nt
Organism: Acipenser ruthenus (sterlet)
Lineage: Eukaryota; Metazoa; Chordata; Actinopteri; Acipenseriformes; Acipenseridae
Product: RNA polymerase II elongation factor ELL-like
Exons: 12
Coding region: 76-1911 (611 amino acids)
Biological process (GO): positive regulation of transcription elongation by RNA polymerase II; snRNA transcription by RNA polymerase II; transcription elongation by RNA polymerase II
Cellular component (GO): transcription elongation factor complex
Molecular function (GO): cis-regulatory region sequence-specific DNA binding
Source: RefSeq, a predicted model, not a curated record